Molecule: messenger RNA, 3542 nt
Organism: Ruditapes philippinarum (Manila clam)
Lineage: Eukaryota; Metazoa; Mollusca; Bivalvia; Venerida; Veneridae
Product: PAX-interacting protein 1-like
Exons: 18
Coding region: 120-2666 (848 amino acids)
Biological process (GO): positive regulation of transcription initiation by RNA polymerase II
Cellular component (GO): nucleus
Source: RefSeq, a predicted model, not a curated record
AUUUUACGACAUCACACCGCUUGCCGUAAACCUUGCAAUGAAUUCAGCGCGAAGUGUCAUUUUUCCAACAAAAAAUAUAGGCAAAUAAAUACAAAUUUAGGCAUUUAGACAAUAAAAACAUGACGGAAGAGGUUCCGGACGAUUUGUUUAAAGAUGUCACAUUUUAUAUCGUGGGGGAUAUUUCAGAAAAUGUCAUAGACCUGUUGUCAAAAUAUGGAGGGAAGAGAGACAUUUACCUGAGUGAGAUGGUAAGCCAUGUAAUAGCGGAUGAUAUAGAAAACCAUGAAUAUCAGGAGGCAAGAGAGCUGUUUGAACUGCCCUGCGUCAUGAGUGAGUGGGUGCUGAUGUCAGUAAAAUGCAAGAAAAUGUUGGACAAAGACCUGUUUGCUCCGGAGGGGAAGUUGUUUUCUGGUGUUGUAGCAUGCCCAUCAAAGUUAGAAGAAGCAGACUGGUUGUCUCUAUGGGCAAUGAUAGUCUGUAAUGGAGGACGUUGCCAUGGCAACCUGACAGAAAAAUGUACACAUCUUUUGACAGCUAAAGAGGAAGGACCAAAAUAUGAGGAGGCAAUGAAGCAUGACGACACAGUGAAAAUUGUAACUCCAGACUGGGUCAGCGAGUGCAUUAACAAGGGAGAGAAGCAGGAUGAAACUUUCUACCAUCCUAGACUGAUUGUCUACCCUAAACCACCGACACCUCCUAAACCGGAGUCGCCCGUAAAACCGGAACCUAUGGAGGUCACACCUGUCAGCCAAGAAUCACAAAAGUUACAAGUCCCGCCAACAACAUUAGAAAGGCGUUCACCAUCAGAGUCUUCCGGCCAUACAGGCUCGCGUCCAGGUACACCGGGUAGUGCCAGCACAAAAGAGGCAUUAGCUAAAUUAGUAAACAAUAGAAUGCAGGAGCCUGCAGGACCCAGACAGCCACACUCCCAGUCUACAUACAUGGGCCAGUUUCCAACCAUACCAGCUCAGCAGAUGGCCUUCAGACAUGGCCUACAUCCUCAAAGACCACCACAAGCUCAUGGAUUCCCUAUGCACAUGGGAGGCCCUGGACAGCCACAUUUUCCUGGUCAAGGUCAUCCUCAAGGUCAUCCACAAGGUCAUCCAGCUCACCAGCAAAUGUCUCAAGGUCGUCUUCCACACCCUCAAGUUCCUCCACAAGGUCAUCCUCAGCACCGUCCAGGUCACCCUCAGCACCCUCAAGGGCAAGGCCAUCUACAGCAUCCGCAAGGACUUCCACAGCCUCCUCAGGCACAUCAUCAUCCUCAGGGUCCGCAAGGUCCCCGGGGUCAUGCUGGUAUUCCCCCAGCACAUUCUAUGCCAUCACAUCAUCCCCAACAACAACAACAGCAGCAACAUCCACAACAGCAGACCAAGUUACGGAAUAUCACAAACAACAUAGAUGUACACAAACAACAUGGGAAACAGUCUCAACAACAGAAAGGUGGUUUACCAGGGCAGCUUAACAGACCGCCACCACCUCAAUACUUCCAGCAACAGCCAUGGCCUCAGUACUGGGGUCAUGACCCGUCAGAUAAUAUUCCACCAGACAUGUGUUUGCUAGGCUGUAUAUUUUAUAUUAAUGAUUAUCCAAAGACAUUAAACAUGGAGGAAAUUUCUGUGUGGAAAAAGGUGAUAGAGCAACAUGGAGGUCAGGUAGACCCAUCCUAUUCUAAUAGAGUAACCCAUGUGAUCUGUGCCAACCAAAAAAGUGAUGUCUUUAAUCUGGCUCUGCGGGAUCAGCGUCGGAUAGUUACACCAUUCUGGUUGAAUGACGUUCUAGUGAAGAAAAAGAUGUUACCGCCAUGGCAGGCACUACAUUUACCAUUACUAUACAGUGAAGUGGGACACAGGCCUUGUAGUAAUCAGGUAGGGGUAUUACUAGAAUUAGGGACAUCUUCAUCAGUUUUACAUACCAUGUGUUUUAUUUUCUCACAGAAAGUUCCAGCAAUGCGGAAGAAGUACGCUGGACAGGAGAAUAUUCCAGUUAAUACGCCACCCAUUAAAAAACAAAAAUUAGAUAAUGACAAGAAAAUAGAUUUUAAUCAACCCGGUCCUAGAGUACUAUUUACUGGCUUCCAGAAAGGAUUUUGUAAACAGCUUCAAAAUUGGGAAGUUUUGGGGGCAUGUCGUAAAAAUCCAGCAUUUUACUCACCCGUUGCUCAAGCUUUCUCCAGGACGAUGAAAUUCUUCAUUGGUAUCAACAGAUGUCAUCAUAUCGUGAACAAACAGUGGAUUGAAGACAGCUAUCAGCAACAUACGUUUCUCAAUGAGACGACCUAUGCACUACAUGAUCCAGCUGGUGAAGCCGAGAUGAAAUGUUCUUUACUAGAGUCCUUAAAAAAAGCCAGAACAAGACCUUUGUUUUCUGGCAUGACAUUUUAUGUGACCCCAAGUGUUCAACCACCAAUAAGUGAUCUCAGGAAGGUGAUUGAAAGUGCAGGUGGAACUAUAUUAAAGACAGGUCUACCAACGAAAGCUAUAGAAAACCUCAAAGAUGAUCAGGGUAAACCAACCUAUGUUGUGAUCACUUGUUCGGAUGACAUUCACAUUGUGGAAGAUGUAAUUAACAACAAUAUCAAGGUAUAUACAGCCGAGUUUGUACUAACUGGUGUGAUGAGACAGGAAAAAGAUUUUGGACAGUUUCAAAUUAGUCUUGAAAGAUGACCUCAUUUAUGAUUAGCGAUGAUGCUAUAGACACAAAGUGAUGAUGUCAUCAGCAUAAAGUGAUGAUGUUUGUAAAGUGUUAUAGACACAAUGUGAUGAUGUCAACAACAAAAUGUUAUGAUGUUAUAGACACAAAGUGAUGAUGUCAUCAGCAUAAAGUGAUGAUGUUAAGUGUUAUAGACACAAUGUGAUGAUGUCAUCAACAAAAAUGUAAUGAUGUUUUAGACAGAAAGUGAUGAUGUCAUCAGCAUAAAGUGAUACUGUUAAGUGUUAUAGACACAAUGUGAUGAUGUCAUAAACAAAGUGUAAAGAUGUUAUAGACAGAAAGUGAUGAUGCUAUACUACACACAAAGUGCUGAUAUCAUAAAUCUAAUGAUGAUGUAAUACACACAAAGUGAUGAAGUCACAUAAAAAUGUGUAAAUGUCUACAUCAUGAAUGGUACAAUUAUGAUUUGCAAUAACUGCACCAUAGAAGUGAUAGGUUUUUUAUGGCAUGAAGAAUGUCAUAUGGCAAAAAGGAAGGUUGUAACUCUUCCAAACAGUGCAUCUUUUCAGAAUUUUACCCAAACACACUAUAAGCAAGUGCCAUGCUUUGUUAUAGGGCAGGUACCUGUAAACAAAAGUAUAUUUUGUUAGGAAUUUUUCUUCUUGAAAUUAGCUUAUUGGAUUAUGUUACAUAAAUGUGCUCUUUCUUUAUCUAUGUAAGUGUCAGUAUAAGUCUUAGUGGACCUUUAAAUAGUAAAAUAUUCAUGAUAUCAGUGGUCCGACAAAAAAAAAAAAGUGACCACCUAUUCAGGAACAACUAUGUUUUUAUGGGACUGCUAAAAUUUAGUUGUGUAUUACAAAGAGGAAGAUUUUUACAAAACAUGCUUUAUU